Lichtheimia ornata is the source of this 1638-nucleotide messenger RNA. RefSeq lists its product as uncharacterized. Bases 1 to 1638 code for a protein of 545 amino acids. The record is from RefSeq and is a predicted model, not a curated record. NCBI's taxonomy places the organism in Eukaryota, Fungi, Mucoromycota, Mucoromycetes, Mucorales, Lichtheimiaceae. Gene Ontology annotation, molecular function: protein binding. The transcript is spliced from 4 exons.
AUGGCCGAUUCGAAGGAUCAGCUUCAAGCCAAUACCUACAUUUGGAGCCAAAGUGACGACCAGGUGACCAUUUCCUUCCUUGUUCCCGAGACUUGCAAGACCAAGGACUUGGAGGUGCGAUUCGAGCAUCAACAUGUGUGUGCAGGCUUGAAGGGACAGGAGCCCGUGCUCAAGGGCAAGUUGUUUUCGCCUAUCAACCAUUUUGAGUCGUUGUGGCAACUUGAAAGGACAUCCAUGUCGCCUUUAUCAUCCAUGACCACGUCUCCUUCCUUGUCGAUAGCGUCUUCGUAUGCUCUCAUGUCCUCGCCUAAUCAUUCACCAAACUCGUCCAUGAUUCUCCCAGCGCCGGCGCUUGCAGAAUCUGCCAAUACAAAUGAUCCUGCAACCCUUUCGGCUGACAUGGCGGAUAUCUAUCAACAAGCGGCUGCUCUUGGUUCAGCAUCCAUUCAAUCAUCCACUUCUUCUGUCAAUGGUGAUGAUGCAGGCACUUCUUCUCAAGUCGAUUCUCCCGUCAUGGUCAGCAGUAACAUUCAGCAACAACAGCAACAACAACAACCUGCACCCAAGUAUCGUAUUCUUACCAUUCACUUGGAAAAGGAGCGUGAAGGCGUCGAAUGGGCUGUACCCGUUUCAAAUGGUUGGAAAUCAGAAUUGGAUAUUGAUAUCACAAGUGCUUAUCAUCUUGGUGAAUGGUUCGAAACUCGCAUGCUUGAUUUCAAGAAUGCUUUGCGUUAUUAUCAAAGUGCUGCUGAACGUGGUCACACGCCUUCCAUGAUCAAGGUGGCUGGUAUUUGUGAGUUGGAUCAAAAAGAUCUUCCCAAGGAUCCAAAGACAGCCUUUAGUUGGUACAAGCGUGCAGCGGAUGCUGUUGUUGAAUCGGCGGGUACAAGCAUUAGCAACGGUCCUGAUCCCCUUGCAUGCUAUAUUGUUGGCAGCACCUAUGGUGCAGGAUCACCCGAAGCUGAAGUGGAAAAGAAUUAUGAGCAAGCCUUGAUUUACUUUAACCGUGCCAUGAACAUCACUGCCCAACGUAUCGACAUUGACUUUACAGUAUUGGAAGAGGAUGCCGAGAUUCCAAAGUCGCUUUUACGUAACCAUGGUCCCCAUUAUGGCAACGAGCAUUUCUUCUGCAGUGCUGCUUUCCAAACGGGUCUUAUUUAUCUUUAUGGAUCAUCACCCGAAGGUGAAGCAGUGCAAUCGGUCACCCAUGUCGCCAAUGAUCCUUUAAAGGCACUUCGUUAUUGGAAGGAAGCAUCUAUUCUUGGUCACGCACAAGCAUCAUACAAUAUCGGUAUCAUGUAUGCCAAUGGUAUGGGUGUGGAGCAAGAUUUAUGGGAAGCUGGACGAUGGUUUGGUCGUGCUGUCAAGCUUGACAAUACUGGCAAGUUGCAAGUCCCUGAUGGUGUCAAGGCGGUUGACUGGGAUGCUAAAAAGGAGGAUCAACAACAACAAGCAAAGCAACAACAACAACAACCUACCGCACGUGGUGGUAAAAAGAUGCGAAGAAGAAGAAGAAAGGCAAAACGCUCCAAUUCUGGGGAUGAUGGACUUGUGGGUGUGAUACUUGCUCUUGGAUCUGCUGCUGCGGUGGCUGGUGUCAUUUGGUGGUACUACUCAAGAGAAAGUACGCGUAACUGA